Molecule: messenger RNA, 402 nt
Organism: Strongylus vulgaris
Lineage: Eukaryota; Metazoa; Nematoda; Chromadorea; Rhabditida; Strongylidae
Source: the annotation of a GenBank genome assembly
GAUUACUCGAAAGUACUACUGCAUUUAGGUCUGGAUGUUCACUCUUACCAACUUGAAACGCGCAGCCUACCCAGAAGGCAGAUGCACGCCAACCCCACACAAAACAUUUUUCCCGCUCUACAUUGUCGCAUUGAUCCACCCCCAUUGACGCUGGUCCUUCGAGAGAAUGGUCAACCACCUAUGGUGGCGAAAAUUCCAUCGGAAAUCAUCACUUUGGCAAAAUUCCGCAGAAUCUUUGGCGUUUCACGAACAGAGAACAAAAGAUUUCUUUUCAAAAGCACAUGCGAGGAUGACUCGGCUCCGUAUCAGUGGAGCCUCGUUACUGAUGACGACGCCGUUUUGCCACUGUUUGAUGGGAAAAUCAGUGCGGAAUGUCGUCAUUUCAACGACGACUCAGAUUAA